GUUAAGCGUUUAGAGCCGUGUGUCCGAAGUUAGGGUACGUUGCAGCAAAAUGCUCAGCAAGCUUGUUGGUCAAAAGUAUGUGUCCAUCGCCAAGACGUGGAUCCCAACAAUGACUGUAUGGGGCGCAGCAGGAGGAGUGGCUCUGGUCCACUUCACAGACUGGCGAGUGAUCCUGGAUUAUGUUCCAUACAUCAAUGGAAAAUUCAAGAAAGAUGAGUAAAGGCUGCCAGGUCAGUUCUAUUUUUUUUACCUACAAAAAGAAAAUGAACAAGAUCUGGUGCAGCUGGUACUUCGUGCUCUGGUCUGCAUUCACUGGAGGCUGUUGUCAUCAAUCUGCAGCUCGGUCAAAAUUGAACUGUAACAUCCUCUGUGAAAUGCACCAGUGUUUGGCAUUGCCACAUUCCUCCCCCAGUUAAACUUUAAAUGGAAGGAGUAUGAACACAGGUGACACGUGGACUUCCUAUGUUAGAUUCACAAAUGACAAAACAUCCCCUUGUGUCUUAUUGUAAUUGUUUCAAAUAAAGUAUGUGAAAUAUA
This is a messenger RNA of Betta splendens (Siamese fighting fish), 537 nucleotides long. It is a transcript of the gene uqcr11, whose product is annotated as cytochrome b-c1 complex subunit 10. Gene Ontology annotation, biological process: mitochondrial electron transport, ubiquinol to cytochrome c. The transcript is spliced from 3 exons. Gene Ontology annotation, cellular component: mitochondrial inner membrane. Lineage: Eukaryota; Metazoa; Chordata; Actinopteri; Anabantiformes; Osphronemidae. The record is from RefSeq and is a predicted model, not a curated record. The coding region runs from base 50 to 220 and encodes 56 amino acids.